Messenger RNA from Musa acuminata subsp. malaccensis (wild Malaysian banana), 2218 nucleotides. Its product is annotated as serine/threonine-protein kinase STY17. Gene Ontology annotation, molecular function: ATP binding; protein kinase activity. Gene Ontology annotation, biological process: signal transduction; protein phosphorylation. NCBI's taxonomy places the organism in Eukaryota, Viridiplantae, Streptophyta, Magnoliopsida, Zingiberales, Musaceae. The record is from RefSeq and is a predicted model, not a curated record. Gene Ontology annotation, cellular component: cytoplasm.
CCGAAACAAUUUAGCUGUUCUCCCGCGGACCAUUCUGCCCUUCCCGCAGCCCCUUAUUUCCCCGUUUGAAGCCCUCCGUCGGAUACCAGACAGAUCCCCUUCUCCCCCGCUCGCCCGCGGUUGCUCUCGACCGAGACCCUAGCCGUAGUCUCGCUUCGAGGUCGCUCGUGAUUGAUGUCGACGGGACGGCCGUCUUGAAUCGGGUCGGGGGGAGGAGCAGGGGAUGGACGGCGUAGCGGUGGAGCCGAUCGAGGAGGUCGGGGAGAGCUCGUCGCCUCCGAGGGCGGUCGGAGGGCCGGGGGUGUACGACAUCAAGAACGAAAUCUACGAGAGUCUCGUGGCGAGCGGGAACGAGGAGGUGCUGUCGAAUCCCCACUUCAAGGAGCAGUUCGAUGCCCACUUCAGCCGGUUGCCGGCCAGUUAUAAAUUGGAUUUGAAUGUUGAUAGAGCAGAAGAUGUUUUGAUACAUCAGAAAGUUCUAACAGAAGCCAAGGACCCAGACAAGCGGCCAGUUUUCCAUGUCCGUUUUAUAAAGCUAGAGGAACAAAAUUUGGAUGUGACAAAGAACAAUGAGGACACUGAAGACGAAUCUGAUUUUGGAGAUGCUCUUUCUGCAAGGCAUGAUGUUACGUAUGCUGUGAUUCAUGAAAUUAUCUUUUCUACUACUGACAAACCAAAGCUCCUAAGCCAGCUGUCAACAUUGUUAUCUGAUAUCGGACUCAACAUCCGGGAGGCUCAUGUCUUUUCAACAAUAGAUGGCUAUUCUUUGGACGUAUUUGUUGUUGAUGGGUGGUCUGAAGAGGAUACAGAUGAUUUGCACAAGGAGAUUGAGGCAGCAAUUAUUAGAAAUGAGGGUUCCUGGUCGGGUUCAUCUCAUUCUUCAGCCACUGAGAGGAUACUUUCUGUGCAACUAAAAGCUGAUGACUGGGAUAUUGAGAGAAAAUUGUUGAAAAUGGGAGAGAAAAUUGCAUCUGGAUCCUGUGGAGAUCUGUUCCGUGGCAGUUAUUUGGGUCAGGAUGUCGCGAUUAAAGUUAUUCGAUCAGAUCAUCUAAAUGAAUCUCUACUACUAGAGUUCCAUCAAGAAGUGUCAAUUUUAAAGAAAAUCCAACAUGAAAAUGUUGUUCGUUUUAUUGGUGUGUGCACAAAGCCCUCACAAUUUUGCAUAGUAACAGAGUACAUGCAUGGAGGAAACCUGUAUGACUAUCUGCAUAAGCAUCAUAACAUCCUUGAGCUCACUAUGCUGCUGAAAUUUGCAAUUGAUAUAUGCAAGGGAAUGGAAUAUUUACAUCAGAACAACAUUAUUCAUAGAGAUCUGAAGACAGCCAACCUCCUCAUGGAUAGCAAUCUUGUUGUGAAAGUGGCAGACUUUGGUGUUGCUCGGAUACAGAAUCAAGCUGGAGUUAUGACAGCAGAAACUGGGACAUAUAGAUGGAUGGCGCCUGAGGUUAUAAAUCAUCUACCAUAUGAUCAGAAGGCAGAUGUAUUUAGUUUUGCAAUUGUACUUUGGGAGCUCACAACAUCGAAGAUCCCAUAUGAGACCAUGACACCUCUGCAAGCUGCCCUAGGAGUGAGACAGGGGCUUCGUCCUGUACUGCCCGAAUACAUGCAUCCUAGAUUGUUGGACUUGAUGCAGAGAUGUUGGGAGGCAGCUCCUGCAGAACGGCCCACAUUCUCAGAUAUCAGAGUCGAACUUGAGGAACUUCUCCAAUUGAUUCAGGAAGCUAGAGCAACCAAUCAUCAAGAAAAUAAUGCCUCAAAAGAAUAUGAGAAACAAGUCUUCCUCCAGAAUUGACAGUGCUCUGACAACAAAUAAUUGGUCCAUAGUCACAGAAAACGAUCCGAUAGAAUGAAGCAGUAGUAAUUUCUCUUCGAAUAUGUUGCCUUUUUUGUGCUGUUUCACAUGUUUGUAUUUCACUGGGAUGAAAUCUGGGAGAACUGAUCUGUCUUAUUAGAGCCCCUGGUCUCAGAUACUCCAGUUAACAGCAUCAGCGAUUGUGGAUAUAUCUGACGGAAUUUAUCUGUGGAGCAACGAGGACUAAAGCUAUGUACUUCUGGUAGAGGGAGGAUUGUAAAUGCUGAUUCGGCUAAUCGAUUUAUGUAGUGGAAGGAUGCCUGUCCUUUUGUUUCCACACCAUGUGUAUAUUUUAUGGGGGUUCUUUUAUGGAACUGAUCCCUUGGUAAUUUAUGAAUCUCCAAUUGCUAUGAUUAAUGCGUUCGA